This is a messenger RNA of Juglans microcarpa x Juglans regia, 2426 nucleotides long. RefSeq names its product polyadenylate-binding protein 2-like. The transcript has 9 exons. The record is from RefSeq and is a predicted model, not a curated record. Gene Ontology annotation, molecular function: mRNA 3'-UTR binding; poly(A) binding; poly(U) RNA binding. NCBI's taxonomy places the organism in Eukaryota, Viridiplantae, Streptophyta, Magnoliopsida, Fagales, Juglandaceae. Bases 312 to 2246 code for a protein of 644 amino acids. Gene Ontology annotation, cellular component: nucleus; ribonucleoprotein complex; cytosol.
GCCGAGCUAAGAUUUAGCUAGGGUUUGGUGGCACUCACUCUUCUACUGGGUGUGUGCCUUUGUCCGUGUAUAAAAGCUAGUCCAUUUCUAACACAAUUCGGUGCGGUGCCGCCAUUGCUUCCCUGCCCUCUCCUUUUACUUUCUUACGCCAUUUUCGUCGUCUCUGUCACCCCGUGCGUCGUCGUGUCUCUCCGACUACUUUAUCCUCCUUAUUCGCUAAGAAAAAAAAAAACACACAAAUUGCGAUAAUUUAACCAAAAUUAUCGAGAAAAAAAAAGAAGGGGGCAGAGAUUUUUGGGAGAAUUUACGGAAUGGCUCAGGUACAAGUUCAGGCGCAGCCUCCGGUUUCAAACGGCGUGGUCAGCAACGGAGUGGGCCAGUUCGUGUCGACGUCAUUGUACGUCGGAGAUCUUGACCAGAACGUGACUGACACGCACCUCUUCGACGUGUUUAGUCAAGUGGGUCUGGUGGUUUCGGUCCGGGUCUGUAGGGACUUGAGCUCCCGACGCUCUCUCGGCUAUGGUUACGUCAAUUACAGCAACCCUCAAGAAGCGGCACGGGCCUUGGAUGCUUUGAAUUUUACUCCUCUCAAUGGCAAGCCAAUCAGAAUUAUGUAUUCUUAUCGCGACCCUAGCAUUCGUAAAAGUGGGGCAGGGAAUAUAUUUAUUAAGAAUUUGGACAAGGCCAUUGAUAACAAAGCACUGCAAGAGACAUUUUCAACAUUUGGGAAUAUCUUAUCUUGCAAGAUAGAAACUGAUCAGUCGGGUCAGUCAAAAGGAUAUGGUUAUGUACAAUUUGAUAAUGAAGAUUCUGCUAAAAAUGCUAUUGAAAAGCUGAAUGGUAUGCUAUUGAAUGACAAACAAGUUUUUGUUGGACCCUUUCUGCGCAAGCAGGAAAGAGAUUCUACUUCAGAUAGGAACAAAUUCAACAAUGUCUAUGUGAAAAACUUUUCUGAAUCAACUACUGAGGAAGAGUUGAAGGAAAUCUUUGGUGAUUUUGGAACUAUUACCAGCGUUGUAGUUAUGAGAGAUGGAGAUGGAAAAUCUAAGUGUUUUGGAUUUGUCAACUUUGAAAACUCUGAUGAUGCAGCUCGAUCUGUUGAGGCCCUUAAUGGAAAGAAGAUUGAAGAUAAGGAGUGGUAUGUUGGGAAAGCCCAGAAAAAAUCUGAAAGAGAGAUUGAAUUGAAAGGGGGAAGUGAGCAAAAUUUGAAGGAGAAGGUUGACAAAUAUGAAGGACUGAAUUUAUAUGUUAAAAAUCUAGAUGAUAGCAUCACUGAUGAUAAGCUAAGGGAAUUGUUCUCAGAAUUUGGUACAAUUACUUCAUGCAAGGUCAUGUGUGACCCUAAUGGUAUAAGUAGAGGAUCGGGAUUUAUUGCUUUCUCAAAUGCUGAAGAAUCGUCUCGAGCUCUCUCGGAGAUGAAUGGUAAAAUGGUUUCCAGCAAACCACUGUAUGUGGCACUUGCACAACGUAGAGAAGAUAGAAGAGCAAAGUUGCAGGAACAGUUUUCACAAAUUCGUCCUGCUGGAAUGGCAAUUCCGGUGGCCCCUCGAAUGCCCUUGUAUCCCCCGGGGGCACCAGGUCUUGGACAGCAACUAUUCUAUGGUCAAGGCCCUCCUGCUAUCAUCCCUCCACAACCUGGAUUUGGGUAUCAGCAGCAAUUAGUUCCUGGGAUGAGGCCAAACUUUUUUGUCCCAAUGGUCCAACCAGGUCAGCAGAGCCAGCGUCCAGGUGGCAGACGGUCUGGAGCAGGGACAAGCCAACCAAAUCAGCAAGCACUCCCACUAAUGCAGCCACAGAUGCUUCCUAGGGGACGGGCCUAUCGUUACCCUCCUGGUCGUAACAUGCCUGAUGCUUCCUUUGCUGGUGUUUCUGGGGGCAUGCUCUCUACUCCAUAUGACAUGGGUGGAAUGCCAUUUAGAGAUGGUACAUUUUCACAACCUAUGGCAACUGGGGCUUUGGCCACUGCACUUGCUAAUGCAACACCCGAGAAGCAGAGGACUUUGCUGGGUGAAAAUUUAUACCCACUGGUGGACCAGUUGGAACAUGAAAAUGCUGCAAAGGUGACUGGCAUGCUACUGGAGAUGGACCAGACUGAGGUUUUGCAUUUACUGGAAUCACCAGAGGCCUUGAAAGUGAAGGUUGCUGAGGCCAUGGAGGUGUUGAGGAAUGUAAAUCAGCAGCAGCAAUUAAAUACUCCAAAUGAUCAGAUGGCCUCACUGUCGCUAAGUGACACCCUUGUUUCUUGAGUUUUGUAGGUGGGGUAGCCUGGCCAGGCUUUAUUAGUUCUAGAGUUAAAAAAUAAGUUAUUGUCUUUCAAGCUGUUAAACGCAGAGUUUCUUAAGAAUAGAACCUGAAUUUAAUCGGCAUUGAACCUUACAUGUAUGGUGGCUUAGAGUGGCAUUGAACCGUGCAUGUAUGUUUCUCGA